UUCAGUUGAUGCAGAUGACAGCGAUUGCCCGGGACGCCACAGCAUCAGGGGUGUGUCCGGCUCUGCCGGACAUUGCUGUGGCGCAAGACUUCUUCAUUGAACUUCCUUGCUUUCUUGCGGUCCGAAUUCCACUCGACAUGACAGCACUGCCAGCGGUAUCAACGUUCAGUUGCGAGCGGAUAUGCAGCUGGCAACGAUGGAAGCACAGUGACAGCGAAGCACUACAAAAGCACACUCACCAUUCAACCACUUUGGGAUCUGGCGCCGACAUGGCUGCCGGAAACUUGCGUCAAGUAUUUAUUAAGUGCCUGCUUCACUGGGUCACUGGGCAGUCAGUUCUUCGCCGACCCCAUGGUGAAAUACCGGCAUCUUUUCAUCAGCUGAAGGACCAUUUUGAGGAACCAACAUGGAACAAUACUAAUCCAACAGAAAUUGCCACCCAUCUCAAGGAAGCUACAACACCACCUGGAUACGUGAAGUCAUCUAGCGUCACCCGCAUUAAAGAAUUAGGUCAUCAGUUUAUCUUUAGUGGGCGCGGUGGGCCUGGCCGGAGCAUGUCGCUCACCAAGUAGUUCUUCUGCUUUUUGCAGUGCUUGCUUUUCUGGGUCACUGGGCCGUCAGCUCUUCGCUGACCUCAAGGUGAAAUACCGGCAUUCCUUCUUCAGCUGAAGGACCAUUUUGAGGAACUGACAAGGAACAAUGUUAAUCCAACGGAAAUCGCCACCCAUCUCAAGGAAGCUACAAUGCCCCCUGGAUACGUGACGUCAUUUAGCGUCACCCGCAUAAAAAAAUCAGUUCAUCAGUUUGUCUUCAGUGGGCACAGUGGGCCUGGCUGAAGCAUGUCGCUCACCAAGCCGUUCUGCUUUUUGCAGGUUUGUUCUAGCUCUUCUACGUUUACUAGCGACUGUCAUUUCUUGCUAGUUCUGCCGUGCCCACGAAAUUUGUUAUAAAAGUGUGAAAUUUGUUAUGAGUGCUUUUGUGCACUAAAACUGUUACUUAGUGGUGAUGUUGAAGAAAAUCCGGGACCCACUAAUGCUGAAUUAUUGCACAAAUUCUUGAAUAUCAGAAUCUGCUACAAAAUGAAUUAGCUGACUUCAAAAAUAAAACAAAAAAUAUGAUAGCCGAGAUGAGAGAGUUGUUUAAGCAGCUUCAGGUGCAGGUCUCUGAUCUGAAAUCUAAUACGGCUGGCUUAGGCUGUCUUGAAAACUCGGUAGAAAACGUUUCAGGAGUCUGUGAAAAAACACGCUAGCAAACUCAUCGGUAUCGAAGACAGAAAUAGGCGCUCGAACGUAGUUAUUCAUGGUAUCCUUGAAGAACCAAACGAGACAGAAACUGAUCUGAAGCGCAAAGUUAUUACUGAAACACUCUAAAAUAGGCUAGGUGUUAAGUGCAUCGCUACUGGCCAUAUUCACAGACUUGGAAGGACUGGAUCUAAAAGACCAGUAAUAAUGUUUCUACAGGAUUAUAACGAGAAAGUAACGAUUUUUAAGAAUGUUUCAAAGCUGAAGGGAUCAAGCAUUUUUGUUCAGAGUGACUAUUCCCAAGUCACAUUGAAGAAGUGUAAGCUAUUAUGGGAAGUGCGAAGCAUGACAAGUCGCUCAGAAAGAAAGUUGCACUUCAGCACAAUAAGCUGCGGAUUGAUAAUGAUGUAUUCAUCUGGAAUGAAACAACAAACCACCGUGAGAUAACUUCUGGUUUUUGUGCCAAUGUACAUUUUACUUUACAAGUCAAGGAAAGGCUUGUUAGAAUACUGAACAUUAACACACACAUUAUACUGAAUAAAACUAAUCAAUUAAAAUUGG
Messenger RNA from Rhipicephalus microplus (southern cattle tick), 1802 nucleotides. RefSeq lists its product as uncharacterized. The record is from RefSeq and is a predicted model, not a curated record. NCBI's taxonomy places the organism in Eukaryota, Metazoa, Arthropoda, Arachnida, Ixodida, Ixodidae.